GUCGCGGCGGGCUGUUUGAAAUGGCGGCCGCCGACUAGAACGAGCCGGGUGGGACCGAGGCGCGGGGCGGCGGUUGCCAUGGCGACGAGGCAGCUGGCCAGGCAGCUGGGCAUUAUUCGAAGUGUUUCUAAACCCUCUCCUGGUGGCCAAAGUCACAACCAACGCAAGCUGCGGCAACUGUUUGACUACUUAAUAAUUAUUGAUUUUGAGUCCACCUGCUGGAAGGAUGGCCGAAGAUGUCAAGAAAUAAUUGAAUUUCCAGCAGUUCUCUUAAACACCUCAAAUGGAGAAAUUGAGACUGAAUUUCAUAUGUACAUCCAGCCCCAGGAACAUCCGACUCUCUCUGAAUUUUGUAUUGAGCUAACUGGAAUAAAACAGAAUCAAGUUGACGAAGGAGUUCCUCUGCAUAUAAGCCUAUCCCAAUUUUCCAAGUGGAUUCAGAAAAUCCAGAAGGAGAAAAACAUUAUUUUUGGUUCGACUUGUGCUGCCCCCGAAGAAAAAUUAUGUGCCUUUGUUACGUGGUCAGACUGGGACCUGGGAAUUUGCCUGCACUACGAAUGUAAAAGAAAACAGCUACGGAAGCCUGAUAUUUUAAAUUCUUGGAUUGACUUACGGGCCACGUACAAGAAUUUUUACUCUAGGAAGCCACAAGGUUUAAAUGGUGCACUGAAAGACGUGGGCAUCCUAUUUCAAGGACGGGAGCACUCUGGACUGGAUGAUUCUCGGAAUACCGCUCGCCUCGCUUGGAAGAUGAUUCGCGACGGGUGUGUAAUGAAAAUCACAAAAUCCAUCGAUAAGGCACCUCCAGCAAAGAGUUCCAUCGCCAGAUUUGGGGGUGAGAAACCCACCCAUGGUGGCCCUUUGGGAAUCAACCCUCUUGUCAAAGCAUCACCUUUGGGUGAAAGGGAAAAUGAAGAUCCUCCAGAAAUCAAAAAGAAAGAGGAAGAUCCACUGCAAGAGACAGUUCACAUCGGCUUGUUUGAGGACCCACGUCUUAUGUCUAGAAACAGCAAAAAGACUGAUGAACUUUGUAGAACCACAGAGAACCUAAUCUCGUCCUUGGGAAGACUCCAUUGGCCUCUGGGUAAUCUUCAGCACCCCUGCUAUAGACCUUCAGGUUGGGGAGACAAGGGGCAUCUAAUUUCAAACCUUUCUAGACCCAAUCAAGGGCUAGUUUUGGUCCCCACGACUCUUUCCACCGUCAACAUUUCCGAGACUGACAUCAGCACCACUCCAGAGUGUCUAUCUUUGUUGGCCGAUUGGGAGGACGUGGCCAUCAUUCCAGAAAAGGAAGAUGGCCCAGAUGCAGAAUCCUUGCCAUCAAAAGAUAAUCCUCCACCCAAGAGGUCAUUAGCGACAGAAGAUAGGAACAAACUAAUGAACUGGGCAGCUGAAAAUAUGCUAGAUGCUCCUCCGAGCACAGAGCUCUCAAAAUCUAUUGUCUACAAGAGUCCAAAUACAACUGUUUAUAACGUGGGCAGAGCGCCAAACAAAGCUUCGGAUGCUUCUACGUUUAAACUCCCUGUUGCGACGACAGAGGUAUCUUCCCCCAACCCACCGGAUAGAAAUCGUCCGGCAUCUUCAACCGAGGCCAUCAAAAGGAAGCCCUCCAGCCCCAAAUCUUUGCCUCCGACCAAAAAACCAUCGUUCAGAAUCUACAAGGACGGAAGCCCGACAUCGAGCAGCUUCCUGUUGCCCGGGGCAAAUCCGUGCGGCGUCUCUCCUGCCCUCUUGAGCUCUUCGGGCAAUUUCAAGCCAACUUUUAGGGCAGCCGAAACCGGGAAGAUGACCCCUCCGCUCUGCGAGUGUGGCCGAAGAGCUAGAAGGUUGAAUGUUUCAAACGGUGGCCCUAAUCAGGGCAAAGGAUUUUACAGCUGCCCGGUGAGAAAAUGCGAAAGGAACACGAAGGGCUGCAACUAUUUUCGAUGGGAAGAUUCACUUAUAAAGGAGAAAAUGGCCCUUCCAACUUUGACUUUAGAGGCUGGGGGCUUAAAGCCUUUAAAAACUCAAGGCCCCUCCCUGGGAAUUGUUAAGUGCCUGCGUCUCCGGCCUUCCAUGCGAAACUAAGCAGAUUUUUUCCCCCUGCUUUUUAUUGGGGAAAUUGAGUAUUUCACCUCUGUAAAGUUAGUGUUCUUUUCUACAAAGUAUAAUUAGAAGUAUCGCCGAAGUUGUGUGUGCACUGAGCAUCUGGUCUCGUCUGAAUGCAACACAACAAAUUGUCUUGUCUUUUAAGUGUGUUCUUUCUCUUCUGUGUUCUAGGCUCCUAAGCUCGAUUAUUAUUAUUAUUAUUAGGAAUUGUGUUGUCUAUACUUUAAAUCAGUAAGUCUGACUACUGAGCAAUUGUUUUUUUUUUUUAAAGAACUGGCUUGUAAAACUUGCAUCAUGCUUUUAAACGUUCAUUUAAGAAUAUCUUUGAUUCUGAGAAAUGAAAUAAAACGAACUCUUUCUGCCUCCCACUCAAAAAAAA
Molecule: messenger RNA, 2467 nt
Organism: Crotalus tigris (Tiger rattlesnake)
Lineage: Eukaryota; Metazoa; Chordata; Lepidosauria; Squamata; Viperidae
Gene: ERI2
Product: ERI1 exoribonuclease family member 2
Exons: 9
Coding region: 79-2067 (662 amino acids)
Biological process (GO): exonucleolytic trimming to generate mature 3'-end of 5.8S rRNA from tricistronic rRNA transcript (SSU-rRNA, 5.8S rRNA, LSU-rRNA)
Molecular function (GO): 3'-5'-RNA exonuclease activity; zinc ion binding; nucleic acid binding
Source: RefSeq, a predicted model, not a curated record